AGAGCGCUCACACUUCCGCCACCAACUGACGACGAAGAAGAAAACCGGCGCUGAUUUUGAACUUUGAAGAAGAAGAAUGUGCAAACUUUAUCGGACAGGUGUGGCUCUGCUGCUGGAAUAAACGACCUGGCCUCGACUUUUAACAUCGUAAGGCGUUAUUAUUAAUGCUCGUCGCACUACCACGGGACCUACUGUGCACAGCUGCAGGAAGACAGUAUGGAGUCGUCUGCGGUGAACCUGUACAACCAGUUUCAGAGUCUCACGGGCCAGGUGGACGGUCUGAAUGAGAGCAUUGAACCACAAUUCCUCCAGAUGGCCCUGAACUUUGAGGAGUGCCGUAAGAAGUGGCUGAAGGUGGGCGAGGAGCUGGUUUCCUGCAAAGAGAUUCUGGCUAAAGCAGAGACCGAGAAGGGAUCCCUGGAGGUCAAACUGAAACACGCUCGCAACCAGGUGGACGUGGAGAUCCGCCGGCGGCAGAAGGCCGAGGCGGUCCACGAGAAACUAGAGCGACAGCUACAGCUGAUCCGAGAGCUGCUGAUUUCAGAGACCGGUGGUGGCAGCAUCCUAAGUGAGGAGCAGCGCUCAGCGCUGGCCUUCCUCAGUGCCCACUCCCAGGCAGCACAGGCUGCUAAAACCAACCUCAACUCCAGCAGAAGAUUAACUAUUAUUGAUGAAUCCACUUCUUUGCUGUCAGACAUCAGCUUUGACCAGACGGACGACUCUCUGGACUGGGAUUCCUCUGUCAUGAAGAAUGUGAGACUGCGCAAACGCCAGAAACGACGGUCCUCCAGAAAACUGGACGUUCCACCACAGUUAAUGAAGAGACCCCGCUCCACUGGACGUCCAUCAGAUAGGGUUAACGAAUCUAUCGUGGCCAAAACAACCAUCACUGUGCCUGUGAACGGUGGCGCCGUGGAGGCCAUCUCCACCAUUGAAACGGUGCCCUACUGGACGCGCGGCAGAAAGAAGAGCGUUGCUGCGGCGUGGGCUGAUACAACCACUACUGAUCAAUCUGAGACUGUCAGCGAGGCUCCCAGCACGCCACUCUCAGGUUUUCCAGCCCAACCCAAAACCCCCAAAGCCAACGGCGGAGGGAAGAAGCACCACUUCAUCCCCAAAACAGUGAUUAGGUCUGAGUUCUGUGUGCCAUGUGGAAGAAGAACAAAGUUCGGGAAGCUGUAUCUUCGCUGCCAAGACUGCAGGGUCGUGACUCACCCAGAGUGUCGUGACCACUGUCCCCUGCCAUGUGAUCCUGUAGCUAAUGGCACCCCCAUCAAGAACACGGAGGCCGCCCUGGCUGACUUUGCUCCGAGCACCUCCCCAAUGAUCCCGGCUUUGGUCGUCUACUGCAUUAAGGAGAUUGAACACAGAGGCCUGCAAGAGGUCGGCCUCUACAGAGUCUCGGGCCACGAGCGCGUGGUUAAAGAACUGAAGGAGAAGCUCAUUAGAGGAAAGACUCUGCCUCCACUUAACAAAGUAGAAGACAUCAAUGUCAUUACAGGUGUCCUUAAAGACUUCCUCAGAAACCUCCCGGAGCCACUGCUCACUUUCCGCUUCAACAAAGCCUUCAUGGAAGCAGCUGAAAUCCAGGAUGAGGACAACAGUCAUGCCAUGUUAUAUCAGACCAUCAGUGAGCUGCCUCAACCCAACAGAGACACUCUCGCCUGCCUGAUGAUACAUCUGCAGAAGGUGGCUCAAAGUGCGGCCACCAAGAUGGAUGAAAGAAACCUGGCCAGGGUGUUUGGCCCCACUCUCGUGGGUCAUGCUGUGGCCAACCCGGACCCCAUGGUCAUCCUGCAUGACACCAACAGACAACCAAGGGUUAUAGAGCGUAUGCUCAGUAUUCCAGGAAGCUACUGGAGCAAGUUUGCCUAUCCAGAUAAUGAAGGCAUGGACAAUGCUCACCGCACAGACACUCCCCGCCAUAAAGUGAGCAUGCUGGGACCAGUGACCACUCCAGAGCACCAGAUGAUGGCCAAAACACCUUCCUCCAGCUCGCUGUCUCAACGCAUGAUGCAGACCCUGUCCAGCGCCACCCUAUUUGGGAGCAAGAGCAAAGCCACGUCCGCCUCCAACUGCCAAGGCAACUUCUUCGAAUCUCCAAAACUGAAGUGAUGGGAAGAAAAAAAAAACGCUCGCUCAUGUUCGUCGUUCUUCUGGGUAAUUAACUGCAGUAACAAUCUAUAUAUAAGUAUAAUCAAGUUGGAAAUUACUGUGCAAUUUAACCAUGUAACCAGUUUCUAACAGUUAUUUUUAUUCAAGUGUUUUUAUAACUUACCAGACAGAUUUUUUGUUUUUCUUUGAAAAGAUGAGCGAACGUAUGGUUUCUUUGACUACUGCUUAACCUGUUUCAUUGAUCAAAACUGUGGUAUGUGUGACUACAAGAGGUUUCAAGGUUUUAAAAGACCAAGCAAACCAUUCUACAUUAACUCGAUGAUCAAUACUGUGUGUGUGAUGCUCAAGAGCUGAGUAUUCUUUAGCGCUCGUCUUUGAACCCGUGGUUGUAACCACGGUGACAAGGUUGCAGCAGCACAUGUGGAAUUAACAAAGAGUGGAGAAGCUGUUUUAUUGGCUAGUUGCUCCUUGGUUGCUUUGUGAUUCUCAGCAAACAUCUGUUUUUAUGGCAUUUUGUUUUAUAUUUAUGUUGAUGUGCUGUGAUAUAUACCAAGCAUGUAUUUUUUUUAUUUUCUAAAAAAAAAAACUUUUGAUCACUUUAACAAUCUAUGAAGACACUGAUUGGGAAUGACGUUGCAUUUUGCACUCCUUUAAAAAAAAAAAAAAAAAGAGGAAGAAGUAUUUCUGACACUAGAGGCUGCUGUUGUACCACUGUUGAUAUGCAAGCCUCUGCCAAUAAAAAUAAACUACUGUAUGCUAUGUACCUGUCAGAAUUACUAAUACAAUCAUAAUGAUAAGAUCAUUAAAAAUGUUACUCUGCUAAACGAGGACAGUUCAGUCAAGAGAUCUGAGACUGAAAUCAUUCAUUUAUGGAUGUGGAAGCUGAUUUGCCUGCUCGCUAACUUAAGUGUUUCUAACCACUGAAGCUUUUUUUGUAUGUUACGCUCACAAUAUGCAAAGAAGUAAGUCUAGUCACCUCUGACAGAUCGUACCGUGACUAUGGGGCUGAUCGGAGUUUUACUUACUUAGGGUGAAAACUGAUUCAAGGUAUUUAAUCGUGACGAAAUUAAACUUGAGUUUGUGAAAAGACUCUAACACGGCAUUGUUUUAUACAUAGCGAUAUAUUCUUGUACAUUUAUUCUUUUAUAUGCGUCUAAUGAAAUACCGAUUGUCUAACUUCUACCAAAGAUCUAUUGGACUGAAUGUUCAUUCCUUUGUCUUAACUCAAAUAAGGACAUGACAGCCCGUGCCUGAGCUGAGAAUAAAACAUUUAAGGAUGGGU
Messenger RNA from Mugil cephalus (flathead mullet), 3397 nucleotides. RefSeq names its product rac GTPase-activating protein 1-like. Gene Ontology annotation, biological process: signal transduction. The record is from RefSeq and is a predicted model, not a curated record. NCBI's taxonomy places the organism in Eukaryota, Metazoa, Chordata, Actinopteri, Mugiliformes, Mugilidae. The coding region runs from base 217 to 2115 and encodes 632 amino acids. The transcript has 17 exons.